Amoebophrya sp. A120 is the source of this 2121-nucleotide messenger RNA. Lineage: Eukaryota; Dinophyceae; Syndiniales; Amoebophryaceae. The record is from the annotation of a GenBank genome assembly.
AUGCCUUGUUUAGCACCGAACUCUCACCUUUCGAGAGCACAGAUUCUGUCCUCCUCUUGAGCGGAAGAAGGUCUGUUUUUAACGUAUAUUUUCUUCUCAUAGUUUUUUACAUCAACAACCUUUCUUUUUUUACUUUAACAACCUUUCGUCACAGCAGCUAUGUCCGAGUAUGCUUGGGUUCGCAACGUCUGCUUGGAAAUCGCGUCCACACUUUGUGGUACACUUGGUAAGCAGCUUAUGCGGAUCGGAAAGCUCGUAGAGAUGCGGGCAGAUGCGGAACGUGAACAGGCAAAUAAACUCGUCGACAAGGAAAGUGGCCUAGGCAACAUCAAGCCCCCGAUCGGAGGGAAAAACAUCAGUUGCGAGAAACAAGUCUGCAAGAAGACCACGGGUUCUUUCGCGAGCAGCUGCAGUCCUUCCUCAAUCAAAAGCUCUUCAAAGAAAAUCACAAAAUCAACGUCUGAUCUGUUGGAGAAGGAUUCCGCUUUCCUCUUCGGGCGGUCCAUUUGCAUCCUCGGCGUCUUCAUCAACGCUUUUAUCGGGCCCUUUCUCGACGCCUUCGCGUACCAGGACGUCGCCCAGUCCCUCAUCACCCCGCUGACGGGCCUGGGCGUCGUGUGGAACACGCUGCUCGCCCCCUGCACGCUCGGCGAGGUGCUGAGCGCGAAGCGGGUGAUCGCGAUCACGUUAAUCGUCCUGGGCAUCAUUCUGACGGUGUGCUUCGCGGUGAAGGUGGAGAGCCGCACGUGGCAAACCACGGACGACAUCAAGGAAAUUUGGUACAGCUGGCGCACCCGAUGCUACGUGGUCGCGUUCAGCGUGCUGAUCGCCGGCAGCGUGCACCUGCAGCAGAGAUUCGAGAACAAGCACGACUACCGCCGGGGCUUCCUCAUCGGCUGCACGGCCGGCGCGCUUUCGGGCAACAUGUUCUGCAUGAAGCUGUUGAUGGAGCUGCUCGCGAUUGGGUACAAGGCCGACCAGUUUCUGGGCAUCUUUCGCUUUUUCGUCACCGACUUUGUCCUGAUAUCCUCCAUCAUCGGAGGCGCGCUGUUUUUUAGCAUAUCCAACGCCAUCCUGCUGGCGAUCGGAAUGCGAAAUUUUGAAGUUUUGUACAUGGUGCCCAUCUUCGAGGCAUCGGCAAUCAUUCUCGACGGGCUCUCCGCCGCAGUCGUCAUGCGCGACUUUGACCACCCCGUGGACUUGUGGCUACCGCUGCCAAACCCGGACUACGUUAGUGGUUCCGACGUUAAUGCUGUAAUACAUGAUGGAGGAGCCACGAUGAACGAUCCGAAUGUAAGCGGCCAGAGCUCCACCUCUCGGUUUGGCGUCACGGUCAACGCCCACUGGCGGGGCGUGGGGUACAUCUGCAGCAUGUGCAUCAUAGUUUUGGGGCUGCGGUUGCUGGUACUCGCGCAAGGAAAGGUAGAGGCUGAACAUAAUUCCAGCUGUUCUAGUGCAUCGAGUGGGAGUGAAGAGUAUGAGGAAGACGAGGAGCACGGAAUGGCAGCUAGCCGCGUAAGCAGUCCCUUCGCGAAGAUGGACGACCUGCAAAUUAGCAACUAUGGGAGCGCGGGGAACAAGAUGAGCCGAGGCUUUGGGGGUUCAGGGAAGAAACCGUUGGGCAGAAAAAAUUUUGGUAGCCGCGAAUCACCGAACUAUAAAUGCACGACGCAACUGCCACCAGAAAAUUCUGGACUACCCUAAGAGAAAAAAUUUUUACAAAAGAGAAAAUACAGCGAUGAUCUUGAUCUACAUCUAGUGUGUUUGGCAUUCUUGUUUUCGAAGCUCGUUGCUUUCGUUUUGCUGAAGUCAAUUCUCGCUCAGAUGGAGAGUGAAUUGCUAUGACUUGUUGUACAAGUCGUCAACUUCUCGUGGCCUCUGCUUAUUGAUUUUUGCCUGAGUACUUCUACAAUUUUUGAAUGCAUGAAUCUAAUUCAGCACAGCUGGUGCACAUGCACGCAACCUGUAACUCAAUAAAUAUGGUACGUUUUCGCUUUUCUGUCACUGUCUGCUCUUGAGAAUAAAUUCACUGUUGCCAAGACCACGCGCAGUUUUUCGUACAUUUUACUGUGAAAAAAUCGCCAAACUUCUGAAGUAACACUGAACAUUUUUCCUACUGAC